UCUUGGCGUGUUUAAUGUUGCCAAUAACGAGAGAUUUUUUUUAGGGGGAGGGGGGACGCGAGAACAUAUCGUGCUGCAAUUAGUUCAUUGAAAACUCAGUCGCUCGCGAAGCGGUCAGACGGAGACUGCUCUCGGCAUUUUUCCCUCCUGCCUAAGGAUCUCCUGCGGAGAGCUGCAACAAUGCCCAAAAGAAAGGCUGCAAGCGAUGCCAGUCAGGAGCCAAAGAGAAGAUCAGCCCGACUGUCUGCUAUGCCUGUGCCCUUCAUACCAGAGUUGAAACCGAGAAGAGCAUCAACUCCAAGGAAAAUGAAGGCCACAAACGUUACAGUGGAAGAAAACAAGGAUGCAGGUGCUGUGGCAGUUCCUGAAAGCAAGCCCCAGGAUGUUCAGGAGGCGUGCAACAUGGACAACUCUGAAAAUGGAGAAGCCAAAGUUGUGCAGGUACCUUGAAA
Messenger RNA from Microtus oregoni (creeping vole), 452 nucleotides. Its product is annotated as high mobility group nucleosome-binding domain-containing protein 5-like. Gene Ontology annotation, biological process: chromatin organization. The coding region runs from base 181 to 450 and encodes 89 amino acids. The record is from RefSeq and is a predicted model, not a curated record. The transcript has 5 exons. Gene Ontology annotation, molecular function: nucleosomal DNA binding. Gene Ontology annotation, cellular component: nucleus; chromatin. Lineage: Eukaryota; Metazoa; Chordata; Mammalia; Rodentia; Cricetidae.